Messenger RNA from Cylicocyclus nassatus, 1823 nucleotides. Lineage: Eukaryota; Metazoa; Nematoda; Chromadorea; Rhabditida; Strongylidae. The record is from the annotation of a GenBank genome assembly.
AUGCCUCGAGUGCGCCUUCGAAGUGGGGAAGCAUGGACCGUCCAUCAUCUGCAAGUCUUCGUGCUGACGUUCUUCAGCUUCGCCUUCAUUCAUGCCACUCGAAAGACAUUGUCCACCGUGAAACCAUCCUUGAUAGCUACAUGGACUCAAGGAACAGAAACACGUCCUCCGCUAUUUCCUUCCGAUCAAGCGGCCUCUGAGUUUCUCGCAAAGCUUGAUGGCGGAUUCCUUUUGGCUUAUUCCAUAGGUCUCUUUGGAGGUGGUGUGCUUGGUGAUCGCUACGAUCCACGUAUCGUUCUAUGCAUAGGGAUGUGGCUGUCGGCAAUAGUGGCUUUUUUCUUUGGUUACGUCACAGAAUACUUCCAUCUAUAUUCUCAACUAUUAUAUGCUUGUCUUUGGAUUUCUGGGGGUCUGUUCCAGUCUGUCGCAUGGCCUACCGAGAUAUGUAUUGUCGGCAACUGGUUUGGACACAAUUCUCGAGGGGCUGUGAUGGGCUUGUGGUCUGCCUGUGCAAGCGUGGGCAAUAUUAUUGGCACGAUGAUUUCUUCAAGAUUAGUACUGAUGGGUUAUCAGUACGCUUUUGCUGUAAACUCACUGUUGCUGUUCGUGUUUGGUUUUAUCGUGUUUUCCAACCUCAAGUCAGCUCCAAGAGACAUUGGUCUUCCUGAUCCUGUCGAGUCGCCAGAUGAACUGAAUCGAGUCAUAGAAGAGCCGACUCAACGGCCUGUGCCUAUCAGUUUUUGGAGGGCAUGGGCUUUGCCUGGCGUUCUUUCGUAUUCGCUUGCCUUCGCAUGCCUCAAACUAGUCAAUUACGGCUUCUUCUUCUGGCUUCCUUACUAUUUGCAUUCAAACUUCGGCUGGAGCGAGUCUGAUGCGGACGCCCUGUCGGCGUGGUACGACGUUGGUGGCAUAGUAGCUGCUAUCAUUGCUGGUGCUAUCUCUGAUCACUUCGCUUCUCGUACUCCCAUUGUUGUCGCAAUGUUAGUUUGCGCUAUUUUCUCAUUAUGGGCAUACUCAGCAUCUCCCGCGUCAAUGGUUAUCAAUGCAGUCUUGCUCACCGUCGCUGGUUUUUUCAUAGGGGGUCCAGCUAAUAUGAUAUCCAGCUCAGUUGCUGCCGAUUUAGGUAGAGCACGUGAGCUUCGAGGUAAUGCUGAAGCGUUGUCGACGGUGACGGGAAUCGUGGAUGGUACUGGAAGCUUUGGAGCAGCGAUCGGACAGGUGAUGAUACCUUCCAUUCAAGCCGUUUUUGGAUGGGAAUCUGUGUUCUACGGCUUUAUAGUCAUGAUCAUAUGCACUUCUGCUUGCUUAACUCCUCUACUUUACCGUGAGUUGAAGAUGCGAAGAAGAGGCUCGUAUUUCAGUCUUGCUUCUGACUCGGAAUCAGAAGAUGAGCCUGAAAUUGCUGGAGAAGAAGUCACUAGAAGAAGAACUGUGGGUGCUGUAGCCUUCAUAUCUUAACCUGAUGAAAUCCACUUAGCCUUGGUGAUACAGAAAACGCUAGUAUGCUCGAGUUUUAAAUCCACGAAAAUUGAUAUUGCACCCCUUUAAUAGUAAGUGAUUUGAGAUAGUUCGUUCGAAAAUCACGGCGUUCCAUUUAUCUUGUGCUGACUCGGUCGAGCUGAUGAUCUGUGAUCCUUGUUCUUGUUUCGUUUACGCAAAGUAUGUUUUACUUCAGCGGAAAUUCUCCGCACUCGCAAUAUCAUUCGGUGACGAUGUUUUAGAUUUUUUGCAUAAAAUUACUUCCAGACACAUGGGAGCUUUGUUGGAAAUGCUCUGGUUGGCCCUUUGACAUAAUCAAUAAAUAGCUCAACUUUCUCAGAAAA